Messenger RNA from Melitaea cinxia (Glanville fritillary), 1322 nucleotides. It is a transcript of the gene Adi1, whose product is annotated as 1,2-dihydroxy-3-keto-5-methylthiopentene dioxygenase. The transcript is spliced from 4 exons. Gene Ontology annotation, molecular function: acireductone dioxygenase [iron(II)-requiring] activity. The record is from RefSeq and is a predicted model, not a curated record. Bases 95 to 649 code for a protein of 184 amino acids. Lineage: Eukaryota; Metazoa; Arthropoda; Insecta; Lepidoptera; Nymphalidae.
CUGGUAGCAUUUACUUGGUUGUAGUGUUGUUAUUUAGACGUUUUACGAAUUUACGCUUUUUCUUUUAAGUUUACAGUAGCUUUCGUACAUAAAAAUGGUUAAAGCUUGGUAUAUGGAUAAUGAUUUAAGCGAUCAACGCUUAGAACAUCAUAGGAAUCCACCAGAAUUUGUAUCUCUCGAGGAUUUGUAUAAGAAAACUGGAGUGGAAUAUUUUAGCAUUAAUGUGAACACAUACAACAGUGAUGGCGUUUUGGAUAAAAUAAAGAAAGACAGAGGCUAUACAUAUGAAGAUGAAAUAGUCUGCUCAAAAGAGUGCCUUCCAAAUUAUGAAGAAAAAAUCAAAUCAUUUUAUGAAGAGCAUCUUCACACCGAUGAAGAAAUCAGGCUUGUACUGGAAGGCUCUGGUUACUUCGAUGUGCGAGACGGCAAAGAUCAGUGGAUCCGCAUUGCCGUGUCCGCUGGUGACAUGAUUGUUAUACCCAGCGGUAUCUAUCAUCGGUUCACUCUUGAUACUAAUAAUUUCAUUCGGGCUAAACGGUUUUUCAUUGGUGAACCGGUAUGGCUUCCAUACAAUCGCCCGGCAGAUGACAUUCCUUGCAGAAAAGACUACUUAGAAAAGCUAGAAAAGGGCUUCGUGUCUGCAUACUAAAAUAUUGCCAUACUUUGUAGAUAUAUAUUUUAUAUUACUGCUAUAUACCUACUGUUCUAAGUGACUACAGACAGCAUAGCUAUAUAAUUGUAUCUGUUCUUAAAAAAAAGUGACUAAUUUAAAUCGACAAGUAUAGUACGAUACACAUUAUUAGGAAUACCUCAAAAUUUACUUAUCAGAUCUGGCUCAAAUUUAAAUGAGGCAACACUACAAGCGCUAGCUUUUGAAUUAAAAAAAGAAUUGUCAAAAUCAGCACCAAAAAAUAUACUCGAAUUGAGAGUCUCUUCCUUUUUUUAAGUUGUUUACAAAUAUGGUUUAUCCUUUUUCUACAUAUAUGGAACAUAAAUGGAACCAUGGUGGAUCUUUUGUGUCAUAAUUACAAUGUCGUUGAGCUUCUUUCAUUCUUUGACGUAUUUUAUAUCAGAUCAUAAUGUUUCAAGGCCUACAAAGGUUAAAAAGAAUUUAAAAUUUAACAGGAAUAUAUAUAGCAUGAUAAGCAUGUUCAAACAAAUGUAAAUUUCUCUGCCUUGUGUUACAUAUUAACAUAGAUAAAUAUUCGAUAUUUUCGCAUCGCUGUUUGUCACUGAGGACUGAGGGUAAUAGAAAGUGUUAUAUAUCGAGAGAAUUUAUUUAGUAUACAAUUAUUAAAUAAUCCAUAUUUUAUUAAAGACAU